ACCACGACCAGCAAACAGCAAUUGACAACGACAAGAUGAGGCCACAUACCUCGGCGCGCGCGAUGCGCUCGCUACAGCGCUGUAAUCUACAAACACAAAGAGCAACAAUCCGUCCCUCGCAACAAUCCUUCACAGCCCGCGCCUCCACCACACCCAUCCGCGCCUUCACAACGACACCCACGCGCCACAACCCACCCAACUCCACCGUCGACCCAACCGAAGUCUCGCACUUCAACGCCCUCGCCUCGACCUGGUGGGACCCGCACGGCUCCUCACGGCUCCUGCACCUCAUGAACCCGCUCCGCCACACCUUCAUCCGCAGCUGCCUAUCAACCGCGCCGCCCCUUGCCCCCAAGCUGAAGUACCUCGACAUCGGCUGCGGCGGGGGCAUCUUCGCCGAGUCCGCCGCGCGGCUCCCGGACACGCACAGCGUGACCGCCAUCGACCCGACGCCGGGGGUGCUCGCGAUCGCCGAGGCGCACAAGCGGCGCGACCCGCUGCUGAUGCAGCCCGGGCGGCUGACGUACAUGAACACCGCGAUCGAGGACUUGCCGCUCCCGGAGCGCGACGCAGACGCACACGACGUCGUAACGCUGUUCGAAGUCCUCGAGCAUGUCAACGCGCCCGGCCCGUUCGUGGCGCAGCUGCUGCCGCACGUGAAGCCCGGCGGCUGGCUGGUGAUGAGCACGAUUGCGCGCACGUGGACGAGCUGGCUGGUGACGAACGUCAUGGCCGAGGAUGUGCUGGGGAUUGUGCCCAAGGGGACGCACGACUGGGGCAAGUACGUGAAUGAGGGCGAGCUGCGGGGGUUUUUCGCAAAGGAGCCUGGGUGGGAUGGCGCGAGCGUGAGGAGCCUGGGCGUCAUGUAUGUGCCGGGGGUUGGGUGGCGCGAGGUGCCGGGCGGGGAGGAUUGGGGGAAUUACUUCUUUGCGGUGAGGCGGUUGGGGUAGGGCGGUGGACGAGUACAUGAUACCCUAGAAUGUACAGUAUGUAUACAUAGCACGGCCUUUUGCGGCCUCUACAGCGUUUUGUUCAACGUAUCAUACACCCAGCGCUCCUCUCAUCCCCUUCCGUGUCUCCCUCCCUCACCCCGUUCACUCACCGCCGCUCCUCGAAAACACCCGGCAUGUUCGUUCUCGCCGCCUUCGGAUCCUCCUCGUACACAAUAUCAUGCCCACCAGACAUCUUCCACGCGCGCAGAUAGUCCUCGCCCGUGAAGCGGCGCGGGUACACUUCGGCACCGCCAGUAUCGGUUGUGCGCGUCUUCUGCACCGUCUCGGCGACGAAGGGCGUCAGCU
Molecule: messenger RNA, 1298 nt
Organism: Boeremia exigua
Lineage: Eukaryota; Fungi; Ascomycota; Dothideomycetes; Pleosporales; Didymellaceae
Product: hexaprenyldihydroxybenzoate methyltransferase mitochondrial precursor
Exons: 1
Coding region: 36-950 (304 amino acids)
Biological process (GO): ubiquinone biosynthetic process
Molecular function (GO): 2-methoxy-6-polyprenyl-1,4-benzoquinol methyltransferase activity
Source: RefSeq, a predicted model, not a curated record